AUGACUAAGGAGUUCUCGAACAAGCUCAAGUUCCGAGUCUCACCCACAUAUCUGUCAGUUCAUGGUAUUGGUUCUGGGCAGUGUGUGUCAACAAAGUUAGUUAGUGCAGGAGUGUCACCGAGGUCACAGAAGAUUUCUCCGUUCGAAGAAGAGAUGCAGUUUUUCGUCCUUCCGAAGCUGACUUCCUCAUUGCCGACCUCCAGCUUCAAUCCAUCGGAAUGGAAACUUCCCAGGACAGCUCUUUUGGCAGAUCCAAACUUCUACGAAGCCGGACCAGUAGAUGUGAUCAUCGGAGCGGAACAUUAUUUGGAUUUACUGGCAGAUGGACAGUUGAAGGUGAUGGAUGAAGGGCCGACUUUGCAGAAUACUGUGUUUGGAUGGAUUGUGUCAGGCCGUGUUCCGGAUUCUUCACUCACCAUACCUCGGUCAUUGGCCCAUGUGUGUUCUACUGCGGAGCUUCAGGAUCAGCUAACCAAGUUCUGGGAAGUUGAAACCUGCCGUACAACCAGCUCACACUCCGUUGAAGAAUCUACUUGCGAAGAGAUUUUCGGGAAGACCACUGUACGCGACGAUUCCGGAAGAUUUGUUGUCACUCUUCCGAAGAAGGACUACCUCAUCGAGAAGCUUGGCGAAUCGAGGUCUACUGCAGUUCGACGACUGUGCAGUUUGCAGCGAAGACUCUCAUUGAAUCCUGAACUUCGGACCCAGUACUUCGAGUUCAUUCAAGAAUACCUGGACAUGGGGCACAUGGUGGAGAUUCUCGAUGAAAAGUGUGAAGGUACUACGUACUACCUGCCUCAUCACGCAGUACUGAAGCCGGAGAGUACAACCACGAAGCUGCGAGUGGUAUUUGAUGCAUCCUGCAAAACAUCAACUGGAGUCUCGUUGAACGAUGCCCUAAUGGUCGGACCCGUCGUACAGGAUGAAUUGAUCAACAUCAAUCUCCGGUUCCGUCUCCAUCGUUACGCUGUCGUUGCGGAUGUGGCGAAGAUGUAUCGCAUGAUAGCAGUCUCCAGUCCAGAUCAGAAACUCCAGAGAAUCGUGUGGACGGGCAAGACAGAUCAAGACAUUCGUACUUUCCAGCUGACUACCGUAACCUACGGAACCGCGUCUGCUCCGUAUCUAGCUACCAGAUGUUUGAUGCAGCUAGCAGAAGAGGGGAAAGAAACCCAUCCAACGGCCGCCGCCGUCCUGAAACAAAACUUCUACGUCGAUGAUAUGUUGUCAGGCGUAGAUGACAUAGAAGAGGGCAAGCAGUUUGUCGAAGAAAUGGUAGACUUAAUGCAGUCCGGAGGUUUCACGCUAAGAAAGUGGAAUUCCAAUUGUGGCGAGAUUUUGCGUCAGGUUCCAGAGCAUUUACGAGACGAUCGGUCCAUUCUCACCCUUGAUUCAGCAGACUCGACUGUUAAAACACUAGGUUUGCAGUGGGAACCACGAAGGGAUGUUUAUCGCUUCAGUACUCCAAGGUGGACACAAUCUGGCGCGAUUACCAAGCGCAUAGUGUUAUCGGACAUUUCUCGACUGUUUGAUCCGUUGGGCAUAAUCGGUCCAGUCAUCGUUCAGGCUAAGCUGAUCGUCCAGGAACUUUGGGAGCGUGAAUGCAGCUGGGAUGCACCGUUAAGUGAAGACAUGACAGAGAAAUGGCUAGAGUAUCGCAGAAACAUGAUAGGGUUGGAUGGUUUCACGGUUCCACGCUGGGUCGGAGUCACAAAUUCAAUGAAGUCUGUUCAACUACACGGCUUCUGCGAUGCAUCAAGGAAAGCAUAUGGUGCAUGCAUUUACGUUAGAACCGUGUCAGAGGAUGGCGAAGUUGACGUACGGUUGUUCACAGCUAAGUCUCGAGUAGCUCCCCUCGAGAAUCUCAAGAAGAAGAAGAAAUGUCUCUCCAUUCCUCGUCUCGAGCUUUCUUCAGCACUAUUACUCGCCCAUCUAUAUGAGAAGGUUGUCGAAAGCAUCCAUCUUACCGUGGAAUCAUAUUUUUGGACUGAUUCUACGAUAGUAAAGUUCUGGCUAGCGUCUGUACCGUCAAGAUGGAAGGAGUUUGUGAGCAAUCGCGUGUCCGAAAUCCAGCAUGUCACCAAGGGCGGUUUGUGGAACCACGUUGCCGGAAUGGAGAAUCCGGCCGACAUAAUUUCGAGGGGAAUGGCACCCCCACAGUUGCAGUAUGAAUCACUUUGGUGGCAUGGACCUCCUUGGCUUCUUCAAGAGCCGACAAAUUGGCCGAUCUUUGAGCCAAGCGCUAACGAGUUACACCCGUCGAUACUGGAGGAGAAGGGAGCUGUCGUUGCAUUAUUGCCAAGCAUUGAGCCUGGUGAGAUCUUCAGCCUACGGUCGUCAUUGACAGAGCUCGUAAAGCUGGUAGCAUACGCACAACGUUUCGGCUUCAACGCAAGAGUGCACAACCGCGAACAUCGAAAGCACGGAUUACUAACGCUCACUGAACGUGAUGAUGCUCUUCGUCUGCUAGUGCGUCUAGCUCAAAAUGAAUCGUUUCCGCAAGAAUACUUGAGCUAUUACAUGGUCGUGAUGUACAAGCAUCCUCUCGAAUUGCUGCACUGA
Molecule: messenger RNA, 2559 nt
Organism: Armigeres subalbatus
Lineage: Eukaryota; Metazoa; Arthropoda; Insecta; Diptera; Culicidae
Exons: 1
Coding region: 1-2559 (852 amino acids)
Source: RefSeq, a predicted model, not a curated record